AUGGACGUGAACGGGCCGGACAGUGACUGGCGGAGUGCGGGCUUCAGGCAGAAGCUGGUCAGUCAGAUUGAUGAGGCCAUGCGCAAAGCAGGGGUUGCUCACACCAAGUCUAGCAAGGAGAUGGAAAGUCAUGUUUUUCUAAAGGCUAAAACACGAGAAGAGUAUUUGUCUUUGGUUGCCAGACUUAUUAUUCACUUUCGAGAUAUCCAUAACAAGAAGUCCCAGGCAUCAGUAAGUGACCCAAUGAAUGCCUUACAGACUCUGACUGGUGCAGCUCCUGUUGGUGCACAGGGGAUACCCAUGGGUGUUCGCCCUCCUGGGGCACAAAUGGCAGCCAUUGGUGGAAUGGCACAAAUGGCACAACAAAUGACCCUUCCUGGUCAGCCACAGCAAGGUGCAUCGGGUAUGCCACCACAUGGAAUAACAGGGGUAUCAGCUGGAAACCAGCCUACCCAAAUGCAGCUCCAGCAAAUGGCCCAGCAACAGCAGCAGCAGUUUCAGCAGCAGCAGGCAGCCUUACAACAACACCAUCAGCAGCAACAACAGCAGCAAUUCCAAGUAUCUCAGCAAAGUGUUAUGCAACCACAGCAGCAGCAACAGUUUCAAAUGGCAGCAGUAGCUGCAGCUCAACAGCAGCAGCAACAACAGCAGGCACAACAGCAGCAACAGGCACAGCAGCUACAAGCUGCAGCCCAGCAGCAACACAUACUGAAGUUACAGAUGCAGCAGCAACAGAGUCAGCAGCAGCAGCUGCAGCAGCAACAGACACCACUAAGAUUUCCUCACAUGCAGCAAAUACAGCAACAGCCAGUUCAGCAGGUCAUGCAGCAACCUAUGCAGCAGCAGCCCCAACUGCAGCAACAGCAGCCACAGCAAGUGAUGCAGCUCCAGUUGCAGCAGCAGCAACAGCAAGUAGCACAGAAUCAGCAGCAGUUGCUUUCCACCCAAACCCAAGCCCAGUCUCUGGUGCCACCAGGACAGACACUCCCUGGACAAAUUCCUUCCCAAGUUAUGUCCGUUACAUUCACACCACAACAACAGUUGAAGAUGCUUCAGCAGGUGCAAGCUCGGCAGGUGCACCAACAAGCACAGGCUCAACAAGCUCAACAGCAAGCGCAAGCACAGCUACAGGCAGAAAAGCAAGCUCAGCAACAGCAGGCAGCACAGCAAGCAGCUCAACAGCAGGUGCAGCAGGUUGCUCAGCAGCAAGCUGCUCAGGCUCAUAUGGCAGCAGCGGGGGGGCCAGAUGAUCACCGCAUCUAUGACUCGAGGUGGGAUGACAAUAAGGUCGCGGUUCACGCCCACCACUGAAUCUGACACGCCUCCAAGCUCCAUCCCUAUGGGAGGACAGCAGAUCCCACAGGUAAAUCAGGGCAAUAUCUCUUUAAUGUCAUCACCAUCGCCUGUGCAACAGGUGCAGACUCCUCAAUCCAUGCCACCACCUCCUCAGCCAUCCCCACAGCCCUCACAGCCAAUGUCUCAACCCAACUCCAAUGUCAGCUCUGGUACAGCACCCUCCCCAAGCUUCAUGCCAAGCCCAUCCCCACAGCCUUCCCAGAGCCCAGCGUCUGCUCGCACUCCUCAGAAUUUCAGUGUGCCUUCUCCAGGACCCCUGAAUACCCCAGGCAAUCCAAACUCUGUGAUGAGCCCUGCAAGCUCCAACCAGUCAGAGGAACAGCAGUACCUGGAGAAGCUGAAACAACUUUCCAAGUAUAUAGAACCAUUGAGACGUAUGAUCAACAAGAUUGAUAAAAAUGAAGAUCGAAAAAAAGACCUCAGUAAAAUGAAGAGUCUCUUGGACAUCUUAACAGACCCAUCAAAGAGAUGCCCCCUGAAGACCCUGCAGAAAUGUGAGAUUGCUCUGGAGAAGCUGAAGAAUGACAUGGCUGUGCCAACUCCUCCUCCGCCAACUGUCCCUUCCACAAAGCAACAAUACCUGUAUCAACCCCUGUUGGAUGCAGUCCUGGCGAAUAUCAGAUCACCUGUAUUCAACCACUCCCUGUAUCGCACAUUUGCACCAGCUAUGACGGCUAUUCAUGGGCAACCUAUCACAGCUCAGAUAAUUGCUCCUCGAAAACGCAAGUUUGAAGAAGUAUGAGAGGCAAGUCCAUUCCGAACGUUCUUUCAGGGUUGAGUUUGGAGGUUGCUACUAAACUGCACUCCAGAUUCUUGGUAAAUCUGGAUCCAUCUCAACUGCAGUUACAAUGGGACUGUCCAUCUUAUAUGUAAAUUGGAUGAUAAGAACCUCCCAAGUGUUCCUCCUCUACAACUAAGUGUCCCAGCUGAUUACCCUGAACAGAGUCCUCUAUGGAUGAACAACCCCCGGCAAUAUGAGGCCAAUCCUUUCCUACAAUCUGUGUACCGCUGCAUGACAUCUAAACUACUUCAGCUUCCCGACAAACACUCUCUCACAGCAUUGCUGACCACGUGGGCACAAAGCAUUCGGCAAGCGUGUCUUUCUGCUGCAUGA
Messenger RNA from Staurois parvus, 2470 nucleotides. NCBI's taxonomy places the organism in Eukaryota, Metazoa, Chordata, Amphibia, Anura, Ranidae. The record is from the annotation of a GenBank genome assembly.